Brassicogethes aeneus is the source of this 843-nucleotide messenger RNA. The record is from the annotation of a GenBank genome assembly. NCBI's taxonomy places the organism in Eukaryota, Metazoa, Arthropoda, Insecta, Coleoptera, Nitidulidae.
UGUGUAAUAAAAAUAUCAUUCACCAUGAAAACUUGUUUGGCUUUGUUAAGUUUUGUGGCCCUCUCUUUUGGGGCCCCAAAAUUACCUAAUGUAUUCCCAAUACCAGAUGGCAGGAUCGUGGGUGGAGACUCCGUCGACAUAAAAGAUUACCCUUACCAAGUCUCAGUGCAAUUUUUUAAUGAACAUGGUUGCGGAGGUACAAUUGUUGGCAACAAAUGGAUUGUUACUGCCGCUCAUUGCACUGUAGAAUAUAAAAGAUUUGUUGGCCUUGUCUCUAUUAGAGCAGGAUCUUCAAAGUUAGAACGAGCAGGUCAAGUGAUAAAAGUUAAAAAAAUAUACAUUCAUCCGAAAUACGAUGAUUCUACAACAGACUACGAUAUUUCAAUCCUGGAACUUAAAAAAGAAAUAACAAUUGAAAAUGCUAAACCCAUCCCAUUAGCUCCUGCCAAGUCUUCUGUUGCACCUGGGUCUAUUGCUACCAUUACAGGGUGGGGAGACACCCAGGAAUAUGGUAAUUUAGCAAACGUUUUACAGAUGGUGCAAAUACCAAUAGUUUCCACUGAGGCUUGCAAGCAAGCAUAUGGCGAAAGUAUAACCGAAAGAAUGAUAUGCGCAGGCUAUACCGAAGGUGGUAAAGACUCCUGUCAAGGAGAUUCUGGAGGUCCUCUUGUUAUUAAUGGAACUUUAACUGGCGUAGUUUCUUGGGGCAAUGGAUGUGCUCUUCCUGGAACUCCAGGAGUUUAUAGUAGUAUUCCAGCGCUGAGAACCUGGGUUGACUCUGUUAUCAAUAAAUGAUUUUUUGUUUACUUAAAUAUAAAUAAAAUUAUUAAGUUAUGAUGCUAU